Molecule: messenger RNA, 3361 nt
Organism: Hordeum vulgare subsp. vulgare (domesticated barley)
Lineage: Eukaryota; Viridiplantae; Streptophyta; Magnoliopsida; Poales; Poaceae
Product: cellulose synthase A catalytic subunit 4 [UDP-forming]
Exons: 13
Coding region: 92-3046 (984 amino acids)
Biological process (GO): cellulose biosynthetic process; plant-type primary cell wall biogenesis
Cellular component (GO): trans-Golgi network; plasma membrane
Molecular function (GO): cellulose synthase (UDP-forming) activity
Source: RefSeq, a predicted model, not a curated record
UAUCCCUCCCUCCCUCCCUCUCUCCCUCCCCCACUCCACUCCCCACCCUUCCUUCCGGCUCCGCCCGCGCGCCGGCGAGGAGGGAACGACGAUGGAGCCGGGGGCCCAUCCUCCCUGCGCGGCCUGCGGGGACGACGCGCACGCCGCCUGCCGCGCCUGCAGCUACGCGCUCUGCAGGGCGUGCCUCGACGAGGACGUCGCCGAGGGCCGCGCCGCCUGCGCGCGCUGCGGCGGGGAGUACGCCGUCUCCGACCCAGCGCAUGCCAAGGGGAGCGCCAUGGAGGAGGAGGAGGAGGAGGCGGCGGUGGAGGACCAGCUCGCCGCCGAGGGCCUGCGUGGGCGGGUCACAAUGGCGAACCAACUCAGCGAUCGCCAGGAUGAAGUGAGUCAUGCCAGGACCCUUAGCAGCAUGUCUGGAGUUGGGAGUGAGUUGAAUGAUGAAUCCGGGAAGCCCAUCUGGAAGAACAGGGUUGACAGUUGGAAAGAGAAGAAGAACGAGAAGAAAGCCUCAGCGAAAAAGGCUGCGGCUAAAGCACAGGUUCCGCCUGUGGAAGAACAGAUCAUGGAAGAAAAGGAUUUGACAGAUGCGUAUGAGCCACUUUCCCGGAUCAUCCCUAUAUCGAAGAACAAGCUCACACCUUACAGGGCAGUCAUCAUUAUGCGGCUAGUAGUUCUCGGGCUUUUCUUCCACUACCGUAUCACCAACCCUGUCGACAGCGCCUUUGGUCUCUGGCUGACUUCAGUCAUAUGUGAGAUCUGGUUCGGUUUCUCCUGGAUCUUGGAUCAAUUUCCCAAGUGGUGUCCUGUCAACCGAGAGACUUAUGUUGAUAGGCUGAUUGCACGAUAUGGAGACGGAGAAGAUUCUGGGUUAGCACCUGUGGAUUUCUUUGUCAGUACAGUGGAUCCAUUGAAAGAGCCUCCGCUAAUCACUGCCAACACUGUGCUGUCCAUUCUUGCGGUGGACUAUCCUGUUGAGAAAAUUUCGUGCUACGUCUCUGACGAUGGAUCUGCUAUGCUCACGUUUGAAUCACUUGCUGAAACUGCGGAAUUUGCAAGGAGAUGGGUUCCGUUUUGCAAGAAGUUCUCCAUUGAGCCACGAACCCCUGAGUUCUACUUCUCACAGAAGAUUGACUACUUGAAGGAUAAAAUACACCCGUCUUUCGUCAAGGAGCGUAGGGCUAUGAAGAGAGAUUAUGAAGAGUUCAAGGUGAGGAUAAAUGCUUUGGUUGCCAAGGCUCAGAAGACACCUGAGGAAGGCUGGGUCAUGCAGGAUGGGACACCAUGGCCUGGGAACAACUCCCGUGACCACCCCGGCAUGAUUCAGGUUUUCCUUGGUGAGACCGGUGCUCGCGACUACGAUGGAAAUGAGCUUCCUCGGCUAGUAUAUGUUUCAAGAGAGAAAAGACCAGGGUAUCAACACCACAAGAAGGCAGGGGCUAUGAACGCUCUGGUCCGAGUGUCUGCUGUUCUGACAAAUGCUCCCUACAUUCUUAACCUUGACUGUGAUCACUAUGUUAACAACAGCAAAGCUGUGCGUGAAGCAAUGUGCUUCAUGAUGGACCCUUCUGUUGGUAGAGAUGUCUGCUAUGUCCAGUUCCCACAGAGAUUCGAUGGGAUUGAUCGCAGUGAUCGUUAUGCCAAUAGGAACGUCGUGUUCUUUGAUGUUAACAUGAAAGGGCUUGAUGGCAUCCAAGGACCGGUUUAUGUGGGAACUGGUUGUUGUUUCUAUAGGCAAGCACUCUAUGGUUAUGGGCCACCAUCUCUGCCUGCCCUUCCAAAAUCUUCGGCUUGUUCGUUCUGCUGCUGCUGUCCUAAGAACAAGGUUGAAAAAACUGAGAAAGAAAUGCACAGAGACUCCAGACGAGAAGACCUUGAGUCUGCCAUUUUCAAUCUACGGGAAAUCGACAACUACGACGAGUAUGAGCGGUCCAUGCUUAUCUCCCAGAUGAGCUUCGAGAAGUCAUUUGGACAGUCUUCGGUAUUCAUUGAAUCAACCCUUAUGGAGAAUGGAGGUGUUCCUGAGUCUGCAGACCCUUCUACACUGAUUAAAGAAGCCAUUCAUGUCAUUAGUUGUGGGUAUGAAGAGAAAACUGAAUGGGGAAAAGAGCUUGGUUGGAUCUAUGGUUCAGUUACAGAGGAUAUUCUGACUGGGUUUAAGAUGCAUUGCCGUGGGUGGCGAUCCAUCUACUGCAUGCCGAUAAGACCCGCAUUCAAGGGAUCAGCCCCAAUCAACCUUUCAGAUCGUUUGCACCAGGUUCUUCGGUGGGCUCUCGGUUCUGUCGAGAUCUUCUUCAGCCGGCAUUGCCCGCUGUGGUAUGGCUACGGCGGUGGACGUCUGAGAUGGCUCCAGAGGCUGUCCUACAUCAACACCAUCGUCUACCCCUUCACCUCUGUUCCUCUCGUCGCAUACUGCUGCCUACCUGCCAUUUGCUUGCUCACCGGCAAAUUCAUCAUUCCCAUCCUCUCCAAUGCCGCGACGAUAUGGUUUCUUGGCCUCUUCACCUCCAUCAUCCUGACGAGCGUCCUGGAGCUGCGGUGGAGCGGCAUUGGCAUCGAGGACUGGUGGCGCAACGAGCAGUUCUGGGUCAUCGGCGGCGUAUCUGCUCAUCUCUUUGCCGUGUUCCAGGGUAUCCUCAAGAUGGUGAUCGGGCUGGACACCAACUUCACGGUCACGAGCAAGGCAGCAGAGGACGGCGAUUUCGCUGAGCUGUAUGUGUUCAAGUGGACGACGGUGCUGAUCCCGCCUACGACAAUCCUGGUGCUCAACCUCGUCGGCGUGGUGGCCGGGUUCUCGGACGCGCUCAACAGCGGCUACGAGUCAUGGGGGCCGCUCUUCGGCAAGGUGUUCUUCUCCAUGUGGGUGAUUAUGCACCUGUACCCGUUCCUCAAGGGUCUCAUGGGCCGGCAGAACCGGACUCCCACCAUCGUCAUACUCUGGUCCGUCCUGCUGGCCUCGGUCUUCUCCCUCCUCUGGGUCAAGAUCGACCCCUUUAUCAGCGGCGCCGAGACCGUCGCCACCGGAGCCUGCAGCAGCAUCGACUGCUGAGCAGCUGUCAUUGCUUGGAGUUGGAGGUCCAGGCAAUUGUUUGCUGGUUAGCGGAUGUGUGUAUUUGAUCAAUGUAAAGACCGUUGGUAUCCUCUCAGGCCUUUGUCCACCAUUUCAGAGGUGAUGUAGGCUACUAUUUUGGGUCGAUUAUUUCAUUGCUGUUGACUCUGUUAUGUAAAGUUUUGAUGUUAAAGCCGCUGGAAUUGUGAGCGGACAAAGUUGAAGUUCGCGUAAAGCAUAUUUGUAGAAAGGAAACAUGUAACUCCGUACAGAGAGAGAGAAAACGCAUAAGAGGAACUUGAAAUUGCACUGGUA